CGGAACCGUUUCUUUCUUCGAUUGAGCAGAAUUCUACACUACUGCAUCAAUUGACUACAGAGAAAGAACAUUCGUUGGCCAGAGAGCUCUGUCGGGAGGCGACAGCAGAAUCAAUUGACAGUGAUUCGUUCCUUCGCGUACUGCAGUGACGAGAGUGUGUGGGGUAGGAGUCCACGGCACGGUGGGAGCACGGAUAGAGCCGCUUUCGUCGUGGCUGUCUGAAGAAUGGGCAGGAGAACCACACAUCGUAGAUUGUUUCCCGCACUCGCUCUGAUUUUCGCCGAUUUGAUCAUGUCUACGGCGUAUUCGUUGGCGUGGCGAACGUCCGCUGCGUGUUGGACGACUACCACCGGUACGGCGCGUUCACGGUCGCGGAUUGCGACCACCAGAAAGGUGCGCCGGAGUCGUCCCAAUCCCUGCAAUCCGCGGCAUCCCGUGGCAUUCUCCUUUUUCGGCACGUCAACUCGUCGUUGUCGGUCAUCGGGAAGUCUGUACGGCGAGAUUGAUGCGGAUGCGGAAGGACCAGAUUCGCCUCGUGCGGACGAUCGUUCCCGACCACCGCCACCAACGACAUCUUCGCUGAGCAGAUCCGAAACUUUACCGCCCAUUCCCCCCAACGCACACCGGGUUGUACUCAUGCGGCACGGAGAAAGUGAAUUCAACAACGCCAACAUCUUUACCGGCUGGUGUGACGUUGCCUUGACACAGCGUGGGGUGGUGGAAGCCGUCGAAGCCGGCCAAGUCUUUCGUUCCCACGAACUACACUUUCGCAAGUGCUACACAUCCUUACUCACCCGGUCCAUUGUCACGGCACACCGUUCCCUCGAAGCCGCCGGCGUGUCCUACACACCCAUUGUUUACGAUUGGCGCCUCAACGAACGCCACUACGGCGCCCUCCAGGGUCUCUCCAAAGAGCGGACAGCCGAUCGUCUAGGUCGUACACGAGUUAUGAAAUGGCGACGGUCCUACGAAGCCCGCCCCCCACUCAUGCAGCCGGGUCAUCCGCACUACGACACGAUCAAUCAAGAUCCCCGCUACCACACAUUGACCGAUCUGCCUUUAGGAGAAUCAUUGGAAGAGUGUCAAACCCGAGUUGUGGAAUCCUGGAGAGAGAUUGUGGCGGAUAUUGCCGGAGAGUUAUCGCGCUCCGACGAGGAUGACAGUGCAGUCCGCGAUUCGCCGUAUUCCUUGGUCGUGGCGCACGCCAAUUCCCUGCGGGCUUUGGUGAUGCACUUGGAUGACAUUCCGGCGCACGAAAUUGAAAGUCUCAACAUACCCACCGCCAUUCCGUUUUAUUACGACGUGGAUGUAACGACCGGUGCGGUCCUCUUGGCAUCCCGAGAUGCAUCAGCAUCACCGGAUGGACAGAGCGAUGCGAAUCGCUCGGGGAGUCACGGAGGAUUGGGUACGGGCGUGUUCCGUGGCGUGUAUAUUGCCGACGAGCGCAAAAAGCGGUCGUUUUUGGAACGUCGACGAGCGGCCAACGAUCCGUGGUUGUGGGCGCUGCACGAUCACCAAGUGGAACGGAGCAUGCUGGUGGCACCCAAUGAAGACAACGAGGAAGCCGACUUGUCCGCCGAUGCGGAAGCUUUGGAAGGCAUGGAACAGGAGGCCAAACAAAACACCGAGACGCAUUCGGUGGUAUCGUAUUGGUAG
Phaeodactylum tricornutum CCAP 1055/1 is the source of this 1656-nucleotide messenger RNA. RefSeq names its product phosphoglycerate mutase. The transcript is spliced from 2 exons. Gene Ontology annotation, molecular function: intramolecular phosphotransferase activity. NCBI's taxonomy places the organism in Eukaryota, Bacillariophyta, Bacillariophyceae, Surirellales, Neidiaceae. Gene Ontology annotation, biological process: glycolytic process. The coding region runs from base 226 to 1656 and encodes 476 amino acids. The record is from RefSeq and is a predicted model, not a curated record.